CCAAUACUGCACAAGCAUUCUCGUCAUCGCCAUCGUCUGUCUCCUCUGUCUUGGCUCUAUAGCUGUGGGAAAAUCGCAUGAGAUGGCCAUGCCCAUCCAGCAACCUCCGUCGGUAUUGAAUUUAGGCGAAGCAGUUUAUUUCGUAUCGCCAUCGUCCAAGCACAAAAGCACGCUUUCCAACAAUCUAUCGAUUUUUGGGCCAUGUACCGUCAUCCGCCUCUCCAGUCCUUAUGUCACAUCGGAGGACCUCGUUGAAGUUCGAGAACGGUUUUCUCAAGACGACGUUUGGACCACCGACUUUUUGCCAACCCUCAUUUUCCACUCCCAGAAUACUCACCAAACCGUCCAAUUCAGCGCCGCUGCCCACAAGACUCUCGAAAGUUGGGGAAGCCAAGCUAUAUCUAUAGAUGUCUCAGAAGACCCAGGUGCGCCAUCUGGGCCUUAUUACUGCAAUGGAGUCCAGUUACAUGAGGUGUACCGAUUAUAUCCCGAUACAGCUGGGGCAUUCAUAAGUGCGACGAUUCAGUCACCGAAUGACCCAUAUCUCUACAAGUCUUUCAAUGUGUCUGUUUUCACAGAAGAGUACCCCUCAGCCUUGACCAUAGGCGUGCCAUCUCGCCUGUACUUUACGCCUACCAAGGAAAAGCCGUUAGCCGGACUGCGCAUCGCAGUCAAAGACACUCAAAACGUCCGUGGAGUCAAGACAACAGGCUCCUCUCGAGCCUGGGCUCGACUGUAUGGGCCCCAGGAGAAGAGCGCCACUGGAGUACAACGCCUGCUAGACCACGGCGCCAUCGUGGUCGGCAAGCUGAAGUCAACACAGUUUGGCGAGAGUGAAUGGGCUACCCGCGACUGGGUGGACUACCAUGCGCCGUGGAAUCCACGCGCUGAUGGCUAUCAAACUCCCAGUGCGAGUAGCUCUGGUAGUGCCGCCUCUGUGGCCGCCUAUGAAUGGUUAGAUUUGUCGACGGGUACAGAUUGUAGUGGAAGUGUUCGAGCUCCUGCCGCGAUCCAUGGCUUAUUUGCGAUCCGACCAUCCACAGAUGCGAUUGAUAACCAAGGCGUCAUCCCAUUCUCGAAAAACUUUGAUACUUUUGGCAUUUUCACGAGAGAUGUAGAGAUUCUUGCAUCAGCAUCAUCAGUCCUUUACAAUCAAAAGGAAGAGAUUCCUGCAUGUUUCAAGAGUCCCACUAGGAUAUUAUAUCUUAGCGAAUAUUGGCCAGUUGAAGAUGAAGCAAGCUCAGCAAUCUUUGAAAGCACUAUCCGACAACUCGAGAAGACUCUUGGUAUAAAACGAACUGAGCUCAGCCUGGGCAAACUUUGGUCGGACACAAACACCAUCGGAACCGAGCUCUCGAUUGAUGAUUAUUUCAACACGACAUUUGUCACUGCAUCUUCUCCUGAUCAGUGGGCUAUGCUCAAGACAUUCCAUGCAGAAUACGAGAGCGCAUUUGGGCAUGCCCCUCCACUAAACCCCCAACUUCAAUGGAAAAUAAACAAGGAGAAAAGGAAAUUGAAGUCUUUCGUGCAUGCAGAUGAAGACGGCUGCUCCGACACCAUCUUGGUACUACCGUGGACACAAGGUGAACCCAGCUAUAGAGACGAAUACGGAGAUCGCCCAAAUUGGACUGGUGAAGGGUGGUUCUUUUACUUUAUUGCGGUAUAUGCAGGCACUCCCGAGAUUAUUUUGCCCAUUGGACAAACGCCAUAUCACUCUCGCUUGACAAAGAGGCAAGAGUGGCUCCCAGUGGCUAUUGGGCUAAUGGGCGCGAGAGGCACAGAUGCUGCCUUUACAAAUUUUAUAAAGGACACAGUGAAGGCCGCAAAGCUUCCAGCUACUGUCGACAUUGGUCAGACUGCAUUCAAGACAAGCAUCUCUGAGACCAACAAAGCCGCUGCUGCCUCCGCAGAAAAGAUACUCGUACAUCAAGACCCUAAUCACAUAUGAUGGAUGCUCAGCGCUCGAUAAUCGUUCCUGAAAAAAAAAAAAAAAAUCAAGAAUGGCCGGCGGCGUUUCCUCGAGAAAGGCAUAAGCAAGCAAGUGAUUUAUUCCCGGAAUCGAUUUCCUCGUGUCUUUUUUUUUUUUUUUUUUUUUUUUUUUGGUGACAUUUUCCGGAUUAGAGAAUCUUGGUCAUUUAUUUAGAGCUUGACUUGUGCUUAGGGAUAUGAGUUCGUAAGAAAAAAAUCCAUUUCAGGUUAGAAACAGAAGUAACAAAAGACUUUAUUAAUAGUGAAUUUGUCCUAUCGUUACCUACCUAAUUGAAGAAAAUAAACCUGAUAUUUCGAAGUGACAGUUAUCAUAUAUUCUGUCUCAUAAGAUAGGCUGGCCAGCCUA
This is a messenger RNA of Trichoderma atroviride IMI 206040, 2335 nucleotides long. The record is from RefSeq and is a predicted model, not a curated record. Lineage: Eukaryota; Fungi; Ascomycota; Sordariomycetes; Hypocreales; Hypocreaceae.